AUCUCUCAUGAAUCUAUAAAUAGUCACCAUAUUUAGCACCAAACAACAGGUGCUGAACAAUACUGCUGCCACCAAACACACUCCCAGCAAUAGCCUCUACUCUCUCUCUCUGUAUCUCCUUCCUACCCGUCUCGUUUAUUAGGACUCGGAACAGACCAGUUUUGUUGUAAAAGAAGGAUUUCCUUGGCGCCUCUCACAGCGGCAGGACCGAAGGAUAAAAAGGUGCAGAAUAACUUGCAUAAGAAGAGAAGGAGCAUUAUACCCAGCCUAGCAGCUUUCCUUCUGUACCUCUAAAAUGGCCAUCAUUCAAAAGCAUGCUGCUUUCCCUCCAUCCAAUAGUGUAUCUUUUGGAAGCACUGGCUCCAGCAAACAUGGUGUACCUCAACCUAUUAUAAUCUCUCGUUGCUCGUCUGACGUGACUGCAGCUUCGAUUGCAAGUGGGGUUGUAGCUGGCUCAGGUGCAGUCACCCCUAGCUACAUAGCUAUGAAUCACUUGGUAACUACUACACAACCUUCUCCAGCACCUGGGGCCAUAUCGUACGGUGGACAGGUAAUUCAAGGGACGCCUUUCACAUUCUCGCAGAUACAAGAUAUAUCGCAGACCGGGGGAUCAGUAGUUCAGUUGGCUCCAGCUCCAUUAGGCUACGGCUCUCAACAGCAAACUCUCUCCCAGCCUGGUCUAACUGUAACCUCUAAUUCAACCAUUGAUGAAGCUUCCUUGCAACAGAAUAUAAUGACAAUGGCUACUACACCAGGAGGGGUUGGAGGCCUACCUCAAAGCAGUUCAGCUGCUGCUAGUUCACUCCCCACUCAGUCUGAUGCUCUUAGAGUCCUUUGGGAUGGUGGUGUUUGCAAGUGGCCCAAUUGCUCGGUUCUUCUAAAGUCCCACGAGGAUCUCUUAUCUCACUUAAAAUCUGAGCAUUUACAUAACUCCAAAGCUGAACUCCAGUUAAAAGUGCAGUCUAUGCUUAUAGAGCAAGUUUAUGAUCUUCUGCAACAUGAGAAAGCUAAAUUGGUUGCUAUGAAAACUCAUUUGAAUUUGCCGAUAAGCAGUCUCACUGAUGACCUUAAAUCUGACCUCAUCACCUCAGUUGCGAUAGCCACUCCCCCCACCCCUUCCUCAACUUCCUCCACUGCUUCCUUCCCUGCAGUCACUAACACUGGGUUCAAGUCCCAGCCAGCUACUCCACUAGGUCCUGCUCCCAGUGGCAGUACGGUGUUACAGGCUGUCUAUACUGAUACCAAUGGACAGCCAGUGUAUAUAGUCAACUCACAGCCAACCCUUAUACCACUAGUACAGCAAUCACCUUUACCACUGACUCAACCAACUACUCCACAGGCAACUCCAACCACUCUAAAGUUUGACCCCACCUCAGCCACUGGUGGUCCCUCACUCUACACUCCAGCAGUAGCAGCUGCUCAGAGCUCACGUAGCAUUGGACUGACUCAGACUGGAGGGUUCAACAGUCUUGUCACUCAGUCUAAGAUAGACGGGAAUUUAUUGCAGCCACUGUUAGGGACUGGCGUAUCUGCCAGUAGUUUGAAACUACCCCUCGGUAAUGGAGGGAUGCAGUUGAGUGAAGUGGGACCUAUUAGACACAGGCAGAGCAGACCUGCUAGUGAGAGACCAUCACCUGUUGCUUUUGAUGAGACCCAAGAAGCACUCCGUAAAGCUAUACCUCGCUACUCUAAGAUAGACCAGAGGCCUCCAUUCACCUAUGCUAGUCUCAUUAGACAGGCCAUACUAGAGUCACCAGAUCAGUGUUUGACCCUCUGUGAGAUAUAUGCCUGGUUCAUGAAGAACUUUAUAUACUUUAAAGAGAAUAACCCAACAUGGAAGAAUGCUAUUCGUCACAAUCUUUCGCUUCACAAGUGUUUUGUUCGCGUUGAGUUGAACAAAAGCCGCGGGGCAGUUUGGACGGUUGAUGAUAGUCUUUACAAGAAAAAGAGACACAUGAAAUUGGUAGCAGCUGAAGGGGAAGCUUCUGAGUCUGCAGAAACCCCAGAUAUGGAAAUGGCCAUAGGAGAGGAAGAGAAGAUCAGAGAUCCAAUGCAAAAUGGAGACAACUCAACAGCUACGAUGAUACCCACUCUGCAGACGCUCCCUGCUGAUGACGACAUCUCAGACCAUACCCUCCACAACGGAAUUAAAAUGGAGGGAGAAGAUAUUUAUAUUGACGAAGAUGACGAUGAUGAUGAUGAAGAUGAGGAGGAGGAGGAGGAGGGGUCCACUAAUCACUAUGACAACAUUAAUUCAAGAAGUUCAUCAAGUCCUCAUGAAUUGACAAUACAAGCUGACCUACCCUCACCAACUAUUGCUAGAAACAUGACAACUAACUUUGUUGAUCAUUAUUCCAAUUUCUCCUCCUCAUCUCAAGGUCACUUACAUUAGAAAUUAGGCUUUAAAAUAGAUAUUUCUAUUGAUGAUAACUUAAACUUUAUUCUAUAGAAAUAAAUAAUAUUAUAUAUACUAUUGAACUUAAGAAUAGAUUUAAUUUUUCUGAGACUAUUAUUUUUUUUGAAUCAUAAUAAUAAUAAUUAUUUUUUUCUCUUUCUUAAUCAUGUUUUUCUCCUAUCUCUU
Amphimedon queenslandica is the source of this 2581-nucleotide messenger RNA. RefSeq names its product forkhead box protein P1-like. The record is from RefSeq and is a predicted model, not a curated record. Gene Ontology annotation, cellular component: nucleus. Gene Ontology annotation, molecular function: RNA polymerase II cis-regulatory region sequence-specific DNA binding; DNA-binding transcription repressor activity, RNA polymerase II-specific. The coding region runs from base 296 to 2392 and encodes 698 amino acids. The transcript has 15 exons. Lineage: Eukaryota; Metazoa; Porifera; Demospongiae; Haplosclerida; Niphatidae. Gene Ontology annotation, biological process: regulation of transcription by RNA polymerase II.